AUGCCUACACAAAAAGCCUAUGUAUUCAAGAUGAAUUUCAGGAACGUAUUCCUUCUUUACUUACUCAGUAUGGAAAAUCUAGUCAAAGGAAUCAUCCCGAGUAGUGGUCCGGUUCAUGCCGACUUAGGUGGUACAUCUACCCUUCAUUUGUCGGCUCCAACAGUACAUAAUCCUAUGGAGCGUGGUCCAAUAAAUGAACAGAAUACACCUCAAUACUAUGAAGGUCAUUUUGAGAAGUACGAUAAUACGUUCUUGAGGCAUAGAAAAGCAUUACAAGAUCAUACAUCUAUUCCAGAUCCAUCCAAACAGACUAUUGAGGAUGAAAAUGCAUUAUCUCGUGGUCCGAACAAUGAUGAUGAAGAACAUUCAUUGACUUAUGGUCAAGUAGCAGGAAUACCUUCUUGUGGUGGUUUCCUUUCAAAUUCUCUACAAAUCCUUAUGUGUUCUUCUAGAGUUAGCAAUCAAACCACUGUGAAGAGUUCUACACUCUGUUUCGGGAUCUAG
Messenger RNA from Melampsora larici-populina 98AG31, 504 nucleotides. RefSeq lists its product as uncharacterized. The record is from RefSeq and is a predicted model, not a curated record. NCBI's taxonomy places the organism in Eukaryota, Fungi, Basidiomycota, Pucciniomycetes, Pucciniales, Melampsoraceae. Bases 1 to 504 code for a protein of 167 amino acids. The transcript has 2 exons.